Thlaspi arvense is the source of this 1341-nucleotide messenger RNA. The record is from the annotation of a GenBank genome assembly. Lineage: Eukaryota; Viridiplantae; Streptophyta; Magnoliopsida; Brassicales; Brassicaceae.
CUCCACCCAAAAAUCAAACCAAAAUAUUCACCGAAACCAAAACUCUCUCUCUCACACACACACACGCAGACAUAACUGCAUCUCCUUCAAGCUUUUGCGUAGAAGAAAGCGAAAGAUGGGUACGAUAAACCAAGGAAUAAGCUUGUUCGAUGAACCACAAAACAUCAUAAACCCUAAUAAUACUAACCAUCUAGGUUUCUUCUUCUCUUGCCCUAGUCACACAUUAUCUUCGUCAUCUUCUUCGUCUUCAUCUUCCCCUUCUUCUUUUGUGUCUCCGUUUUUAGGUCAUCACUCCCUAAACUCCUUCCUCCACAAUAAUAACUCCACUUCCUUUGUAACUCAUCCUCAAGAUCCCAUCAAUUCCAUGGCAAAUCUCCCAGAAACCCUAAUAUCGUCUUUAUCAUCAUCAAAACAAAGGGAUGAGCAUGUUGGUAUUGUGAAUCUUGAUCAUCAUCGUCUUACCGGUGGUAUAUUAUCCCAAAGACCAUCUCCAAAUCCAUGGGCAUGGAGUAGUCAAGCAGGAUAUGGAUACAGCAAGAAAAACAACCAUGGAAGCGAGAUUGAUGUAGAUGAUAUUGAUGAUGAUGUUGGUGAUGGUGGUGGUAUUAAUGAUGAUAAUCAUCAACAUCAUAAUACUCCUCGUCGUCAGAAACAUAACACGACUUCGUUAGGAGUAGUGUCUACUCUAAAUGUGAAGAAGCUUAAGACAAGAAGAAAAGUGAGGGAGCCUCGGUUUUGCUUCAAGACCCUAAGCGAUGUUGAUGUCUUAGACGAUGGAUAUAGAUGGAGAAAAUAUGGCCAGAAAGUUGUCAAGAACACUCAACAUCCCAGGAGCUAUUACAGAUGCACACAAGACAAGUGUAGGGUGAAGAAGAGAGUGGAGAGAUUAGCAGAUGAUCCAAGAAUGGUAAUCACUACUUACGAAGGAAGACAUCUUCACUCUCCGUCUAAUCAUCUCGACGACGAUUCUCUCUCCUCCUCUCACCACUCUGCUCUCUCCAACUUCUUCUGGUGAUUCUAAUAAUUUGUUUUUUUCAUAUAUUUUAAAUCAUCCUGCCUCGAACUAACCAUCGCUUUUAAUCAAUACCUUGACACAAAAAAGGAAAAAAAAAGCCAUAACUACAUAUAGAACUAGGUACGAUGUUUUUACUGUGUAAUGUGUUUGUGUGGUUUAGAUUCGUGUUUUGCAAGAUUAUUAAUAUAUCUUUACCACCCUUUUUUGGGCAAGUAUAUCUUUACCAUCUAAGGAGUGAAAUUAUAUAUAUGAAUGUAUUUGGAUAGGACCUUUUAUUAUAUAAAAAAAAAAUGUGUUAACGCUUUGCAUUCCCGGGUGUGUUUUUU